AAUUUUUUAGCUAACCUCUCUUCUUUCCAUCUUUUUCGUUGUUCUUUAUAUAAACGAUUAGUUUCUUUCCAAGUUUUUGGCGUAGGAAUUGCUGGUGACAUAAUUUUGUAUUUUUUCUUUUCAAAUACCAAAAAACGUAAUUAUUCACAAUAUCUUCUAAAAACGUUCACGAACUAUUUUAAAAUAAAUUUCAAAUGAACUACAUUUACAACGUUACGUUUUAUGUGAUAGCAAGUUUGUAUUUUUUCACUGUGUGAAAUAUUUUUUAAAUUUUUAUCAAAUUUUUGCAAAUAUUAAAUUAUGACCACAGAAGAAGGUUUUGAACAGUUUGAAGAUGAGGAGGCCGAAAUUCCAAUUGGUGGAACUUUACCUGGUGGUAGAAAACGAUUGUUUUCGAAAGAACUACGCUGUAUGAUGUAUGGUUUUGGCGAUGAUCAAAAUCCUUAUACAGAAAGUGUAGAUUUAUUAGAAGAUCUUGUUAUUGAAUUUAUUACUGAAAUGACACACAGAGCUAUGGAAAUUGGUCGUACUGGUCGUGUUCAAGUAGAGGAUAUUGUAUUUUUAGUUAGAAAAGAUCCAAGGAAAUAUGCAAGAGUUAAAGAUCUUCUAACAAUGAAUGAAGAAUUAAAGAAAGCUAGAAAAGCAUUCGAUGAAGUUAAAUAUGCAGAAUAACAUGAGAGACUCCUACACCGUGGUAUGAAGAACCACACAGCCCCAAAGGUAUUUUAUGCGCGGAGAUAUAAUCGUGGAUACGAGUUAACCGUUGUGCGUGACCAAUUACAUAUUGUGGAAUACAGUCUUUCAGAAUGGAAACAUUACAUAUCUUGGGAUCUUCAUUAAUGCAUAAAAGUUUAUUUACAUAUUUAA
Apis mellifera (honey bee) is the source of this 867-nucleotide messenger RNA. RefSeq names its product transcription initiation factor TFIID subunit 13 (gene Taf13). Gene Ontology annotation, cellular component: transcription factor TFIID complex. Gene Ontology annotation, molecular function: protein heterodimerization activity. NCBI's taxonomy places the organism in Eukaryota, Metazoa, Arthropoda, Insecta, Hymenoptera, Apidae. Gene Ontology annotation, biological process: transcription by RNA polymerase II. The record is from RefSeq and is a predicted model, not a curated record. Bases 301 to 672 code for a protein of 123 amino acids. The transcript has 4 exons.